AUGGAUGAGCACUUAAUUUCCACUAUUAACAAGCUUCAGGACGCUUUAGCACCCUUGGGAGGCGGAUCUCAAUCUCCUAUUGAUUUGCCUCAGAUUACCGUUGUAGGUUCUCAAUCAUCAGGAAAGUCCUCCGUUUUGGAGAAUAUUGUUGGUAGAGACUUCCUGCCAAGAGGUACUGGUAUUGUCACCAGAAGGCCCUUGGUUUUGCAAUUGAUCAAUAGGAGACCCAAAAAGUCAGAGCAUGCCAAAGUCAAUCAAGCUGCCAAUGAGUUGAUUGAUUUAAAUAUCAAUGAUAAUGACAAGAAAAAAGACAAAUUGGAAAAGCAGCAGCAUGAUGGACAAUCUGAGGACAAUAAGGAAGAAUGGGGUGAGUUUUUACACUUGCCCGGCAGAAAGUUUUAUAAUUUUGACGAUAUUAGACAGGAAAUCGUUAAGGAAACUGACAAAAUUACCGGUGCCAAUUCAGGUAUCUCUUCCGUACCCAUUAACUUAAGAAUUUACUCUCCACAUGUUCUAACUUUAACAUUAGUCGAUUUACCUGGGUUGACAAAAGUUCCCGUGGGCGACCAACCUCCUGAUAUUGAAAGACAAAUAAAAGAUAUGCUUCUAAAGUAUAUUUCUAAACCAAAUGCUAUUAUCUUAUCCGUUAAUGCCGCUAACACCGAUUUGGCUAACAGUGAUGGUCUAAAAUUGGCUAGGGAGGUUGAUCCAGAAGGAACGAGAACUAUUGGUGUCUUGACAAAAGUUGAUUUAAUGGAUCAAGGUACAGAUGUCAUUGAUAUUUUGGCUGGAAGAGUCAUUCCUUUGAGGUACGGUUACAUCCCAGUUAUUAACAGAGGUCAAAAAGAUAUUGAACACAAAAAAACGAUCAGAGAAGCGCUUGAAAACGAAAAGAGAUUUUUUGAAAACCAUCCCUCCUACAGCUCUAAAGCUCAUUAUUGUGGUACACCAUAUUUGGCUAAAAAAUUAAACUCAAUUUUGCUGCACCAUAUUAGGCAAACGUUGCCUGAGAUCAAGGCCAAGAUCGAAGCCACAUUGAAAAAAUAUCAAAACGAACUCAUAAAUUUGGGUCCAGAAACAAUGGAUUCGGCUAGUUCCGUUGUGUUGAGUAUGAUUACUGACUUUUCUAAUGAAUACGCCGGUAUCUUGGAUGGUGAAGCCAAGGAACUUUCCAGUCAGGAGCUUUCCGGUGGUGCCAGAAUUUCUUAUGUAUUUCAUGAAACUUUCAAAAAUGGUGUGGACUCUUUGGAUCCAUUUGAUCAAAUUAAAGAUUCUGACAUCAGAACCAUCAUGUACAAUAGUUCUGGUUCGGCACCAUCUUUAUUUGUUGGUACCGAAGCUUUUGAAGUUUUAGUUAAACAGCAAAUUAGAAGAUUUGAAGAACCAUCGCUGCGUUUAGUAAGUUUGGUAUUUGAUGAACUUGUUCGCAUGCUAAAGCAAAUUAUCUCGCAAUCAAAGUAUUCAAGAUAUCCUGCUCUAAGAGAAGCCAUUUCUAAUCAGUUCAUUCAAUUUUUGAAGGACGCUACCGUUCCUACAAACGAAUUCGUUGUUGACAUAAUCAAGGCUGAACAGACUUACAUCAAUACUGCCCAUCCCGAUCUUUUGAAAGGGUCUCAAGCGAUGGUUAUGGUAGAAGAAAAAUUGCAUCCACGCCAAGUUACUGUUGACCCUAAGACUGGUAAACCGUUACCAACCCAACCGUCAUCUAGUAAGCCACCAGCCAUGGAGGAAAAGUCAGGAUUUUUUGGUGGUUUUUUCUCCACCAAGAACAAGAAAAAAUUGGCUGCUUUAGAAUCUCCACCUCCUGUUUUAAAGGCUACCGGACAAAUGACUGAAAGGGAGACAAUGGAAACGGAAGUCAUCAAGCUGUUGAUAAGUAGUUAUUUCUCCAUUGUUAAAAGAACCAUUGCUGAUAUUGUACCAAAAGCUUUGAUGCUUAAAUUGAUUGUGAAAAGUAAAACUGAUAUUCAAAAGGUUUUACUUGAAAAACUCUAUGGGAAGCAAGAUAUUGAAGAGUUAACUAAAGAAAAUGACAUCACAAUCCAAAGAAGAAAAGAGUGUAAAAAAAUGGUUGACAUAUUGAGAAAUGCGAGCCAAAUUGUUUCAUCUGUUUAA
Saccharomyces kudriavzevii IFO 1802 is the source of this 2115-nucleotide messenger RNA. It is a transcript of the gene VPS1, whose product is annotated as dynamin-like GTPase VPS1. Gene Ontology annotation, molecular function: microtubule binding; GTP binding; GTPase activity. NCBI's taxonomy places the organism in Eukaryota, Fungi, Ascomycota, Saccharomycetes, Saccharomycetales, Saccharomycetaceae. Bases 1 to 2115 code for a protein of 704 amino acids. The record is from RefSeq and is a predicted model, not a curated record. Gene Ontology annotation, cellular component: cytoplasm; microtubule; membrane. The transcript has a single exon. Gene Ontology annotation, biological process: peroxisome organization.